This is a messenger RNA of Archocentrus centrarchus (flier cichlid), 471 nucleotides long. RefSeq names its product histone H2A. Gene Ontology annotation, molecular function: protein heterodimerization activity; DNA binding; structural constituent of chromatin. Gene Ontology annotation, cellular component: nucleosome. Lineage: Eukaryota; Metazoa; Chordata; Actinopteri; Cichliformes; Cichlidae. The coding region runs from base 25 to 411 and encodes 128 amino acids. The record is from RefSeq and is a predicted model, not a curated record. The transcript has a single exon.
CUACACAGAAGAAAAGCGUUAAACAUGAGCGGACGCGGCAAGACCGGAGGCAAAGCCAGAGCUAAGGCCAAGACCCGCUCGUCCCGUGCUGGACUGCAGUUCCCCGUGGGCCGUGUGCACAGGCUGCUGCGCAAAGGCAACUAUGCUGAGCGCGUUGGUGCCGGCGCCCCCGUCUACCUGGCGGCCGUGCUCGAGUACCUGACCGCUGAGAUCCUCGAGUUGGCCGGCAACGCUGCCCGCGACAACAAGAAGACUCGCAUCAUCCCCCGACACCUGCAGCUGGCUGUGCGCAACGACGAGGAGCUCAACAAGCUGCUCGGCGGAGUCACCAUCGCUCAGGGUGGCGUGCUGCCCAACAUCCAGGCCGUGCUGCUGCCCAAGAAGACCGAGAAGCCCGUCAAGGCCAAGUAAACGCAGCACCGGACAAACUACUUGCUCUGCCUACCUGCUACAAACAAAGGCUCUUUUAAG